This is a messenger RNA of Pocillopora meandrina, 3718 nucleotides long. The record is from the annotation of a GenBank genome assembly. Lineage: Eukaryota; Metazoa; Cnidaria; Anthozoa; Scleractinia; Pocilloporidae.
CAGGUUGAUCAGGAGUUUAAAGGCAUUUGGCAAGCUGUAAAGCAGACAGAAGGAAGUUUGUUAAAUAAAACGAACUCAUCUCUGCAAGAUUUCGAAAAUAAGGUAGUAAUCCGGUGAAUCGUGGUUGUUGCUGUUAUUGUGGUUGUUGUUUUUCUUGGAGAAAGCCGGAAGAAUUCAUCUUUACCCUCUACCCUUGGGGCAGGUGUGUUCUAUUCAGGGCCGAAACGAAUAAUCGAUAAAUCUACCCAAAUCAAGGUUUUUCAGACUGAAUAUCCUGGUUUUCGCCAGAUUUGACUUCUGUAUGAGUCGCCAGACCCUCACGACUAAGGUAAUGUUAAUUUAAUGCAUCUUUCAACCCAAUUUUAUUCAAUUUAAAAACAUUUUGAGAACUUGAAUAAAUUGAUAUUUUGAAUUUAUAGGUCAACAGUGAAAUUAAAGUUGUUUCACUCAAGCUGAAUGAAACAGUUGCCCGUGGUGGCUAUUUAUCUUCUUCAUUGGAAUCACACAGGAAAAACGUAAGCAUACGCAUUUGCAAUAUGUAUAUAAAUAAUCCCUCCAUUUGUUCAAAUCAUGAUCACAAAGAGAGAUUUCCUCAUUUUCCUAAUGAGUCCCUCUUUCAAAAGAUUUGGGAUUAUAUUGGUAGUAAGGCUCUUAUCAUUAGCCUUCCCUCUCUACCUUUGAAUAUACAUAUAAAUCUGUGCAACUUCGUUAAUUUGCUAUUACGCCAAAAUUCCUGUAUAAAUAUUUAAUACCAUAUCAUUUCUUCAUUAGAUAACAAAUAUUUUUGGAAAACUUGAACUAAGAGUUAAAAUGGAGGAAGAAAAAUCUAGCUACAUUACAAAAAGUUCGGUAAGUCACCAAAUGCGGACUUUUCACAUGUCAAUUGGAGGUGUCGGUGACAUGAGUGUAAGUCUGUGCAAUACCUAACACAAAAUCAUCUUUUUUCUGAAGGAUCACCACUCCAAGUUGAUCCAGCACUUGACCGAUAUGCUGAAUGACACUCGCGAAGAUAUGAGGAAUAUGUCUCGAGAACAAUCCACGGCUUUGGAACUGGCUCAAAAUUCCACAGUGACGGAACUUGUUAGAGUUCGCAUGUUGGUGGACUCAACGCAGACGAUUCUUUUGACACAGUUUAAGAAAAUGCAUGGAAACAUGACUGAAAAAGGUGCCUUGUUUGCUGUUGUUUGUUUAAUGGUUUAAGAUCAUAGGCCAUCAUAUGACAAAGUGUACAGGAAUCCAUUGGAUUCCUGAGCUUACUUAUUAAUCCUACUGAAACACUCUGCUUUUUCAACUUUUUCUGAGCCUAUCAUUCAGCGCGAUUUAAAGAUAAAAUAUCAGUUCCAAAAAAAACUUAGCCAGUCAGCAUAAAUGAUCUGCUCAAUCUACUUAUGUGCCCAAUGUUGCCAAUCCCCAUUGCUGCUAAGAACAGGUUCAUGCUCCUUGAUCUUCAAAGUAUGUCAUUGUUGCGUCACUUAGGGAGCCCAUAAUUUCAAGUUUGGUUUUGGUUUUAGCUUAGGCGUUCAAUAUCCAUUACAUCAAUCCGUAAUUGCUCAAUUCUUAAAUCCAAGACUUUACAAACUGUGUGACCAAGUCAGUUGACUUUAUUUAUUUAUUUAUUCACUCAUAUGAAAGCUUUCUUUUUUUACAACUCAAGUAACAAAAGAAACUGAGAAACUUGAGACCAGAAUAGAAAUUGAGGAAAACAAAUCAAAUAACACAAAGCAGGUUACGGUGAGUAAUGAAUAUCUUCAUCUUUUUCAUCGUGUGUUCCCAAUUUUGUAAAAAGGUAAAAAGACUAUUAUUGUGUAUAAGAGUAAAAAAUGUGCACCUGAAAUAUUUUUUUCGCCAUCAACAUUAUUUUUUUUAUUUUCCGAAGGAUCAACACCAUAACAGGAUUCAGCAAAUCGAGGAAUUACUCAAUCUUACUCGUAAAAACAUGAAAGAAGAGUCCAAAAAGUAUUUCACCGCGCUAUGGUUGACAGGAAACUCUACCAAAAUGGAUCUUCAAAGUAUAAGCAUGGUUUUGAAUGUAACGCGCGGUAAUAUUGUUAGACAGCUAAAGGAAGUGCAAGACAACUUGACUGAACAGGUACAUUAUCUGUGUUACUUGCAUUUAAGACUGGAUGAACCUAACUUUGACCUCUCCACGUGAGGGCUAUUAUACAUAGUAUUACUCUAAUAUUAUUGAUUGAGAACACAUUGCAAACCAAGUUUGAUUGACACUAGAAUUUAACGACGAAAAGCGGCUUUAUCACCGAGUACACUCAUGCCUCGAAAAACGUAGAUAGUAGAUGGAGAAACACGACUAUAACGAAUACGAAAGUCUCCACUAUGUCUACGAGAGCUUGGCCCAGCCCCCUUCCCCAAAAACACAGUGUGUCAAUCAGAUUAGAUUAAUCAAUACAUUAAAUGAGGAAUAUUUAAUUACUAUGAUCAGAAAGAUGCUAUAAACAAUUUUCCAAGCGUGGAGUGAGGAAGAACUCUUCGUAGACAUUCGAGCCACAAGUCAUGCCUUUACAAGAUCUUAUGCUCUAACAAAUGAAGUAAAGAGAAGUAGUUACUGAUCUGGCCAUAUGCUGAGAUCAACAAUGACGACAGCAUUAUGUUAGAGAAUAAAUGACAAAAACGAGUGCACCGUAUGUCUUCAACUGUCAAAAAUAAGAAAUGAAUAUUGCUAAAUUCGAUUGUUUCAGUGGCUUGAUCGACCAAGGGAAUGCCUUUCAUAGGUUAAUUUAUUUCAAGUUUCUCCUGUUGGUGACACGAAUUGUUCACCACACUUCCAGCCAAGCAGUUCCUUUCGGUUCUAGACAGCAAUUGUUGCUUAAGAAUGAAUAAAAUGGUUUAAUAAUAUUUUUAUAUAAAUGGCUCUUUAUUCAUCAACAAUAUACAUUUACCAUUUAUCAACGAGACUUUGGCAAAGAAAAACCGAAAAAAGGGGACUUCGGACGUAAUGUGUUAUUUUUCCUUCCUAGGUAAAGGACGUUAGUAGGAUGCCAGGUCCUAUCGGACCUCCUGGCUACAACGGAAGCAAGGGACCUGUUGGCCCUCAGGGAGCUGUGGGUCCCGCAGGUCCUAAAGGAUCAGGAGACUUUGGUCAAUGUCAGUUUAAAACAAAAAGUGCAGAUAUGAUCCCUGGUAACAAUAGAAUACUUGUACAUAUUGAUGAACCAACAGUAAGUAGAUCUAUAUUUUACAUUUUAAAAAAAUAUGAAUAGAAAGAUCAACAGAUAAAAAAGGAUUUCUAAAUAUAAUUGUCUUUAUCCCUUUGAAAUUUCUUACAACCUAAGACUAGGACCUCAAUUACGAGGGGACUUAAACCUAACCUUUCUGAAUCAAAUUCAAUCAAGAGGAUGUUGAAUGAUCUUGCACAAUUGCUUUUGUGAGGUGAAGAAGGUACCUUUUAUUGCUUUAGUUAGUUAUAAUGCACACCCACCAUCGCAUGUUGCAUUUUUUGAAAAAUAUAGACAACAUUUCGAAAAUAUUUGUUUUGAUUGAACGCUGUUCGCUCGACCAAUUGCACAAUCGUAUUCGCAAGGUUUGAAUGGAUUAUUCUUGAUUCACGGGCUUUGCUCGAGCUUAUCCAAACCAAAAGACCCUUGCGAUUACCAGUGUAGAUAACAUAACAAAUGUGUAUUUCUUCAUUUGUUGACAGAAUAAAAAGAUAAUGGCAGUGACAUGCUCAACGGAUUACGGCUCUGAGUAUAAUCUUAUAUCGAGG